GCAGUAAUUAUCCAAAAAAGUGGUACACAGUUAGUCUAUCAGAAAAUUUUCAAGCAAGUCUAAUUACUCAAUCUCCUCGUGUUUCUACGUGCCACUAAUUAGCAGCAAUCAGCAAUCACUAGCUGGUGAAUAUUAACCCCAGCAUUGCACAUUCUACAAGUAACAAGUNGAGACAAUAAUAAUGCCUGCCGUCACCAAACUAGCCACGUUUGAAGAAAUUUUGGCAUUGGCCAAAUCGACAUAUCAUGAAAUUUUUGGCGCUGAUCCAGAACUGGCCUGCUGUGCACCAGGACGUGUUAAUUUGAUUGGUGAACAUAUCGACUACAAUGACGGUUUUGUCCUGCCAAUGGCGCUGCCAAUGGUCACACUGAUCGUUGGCGGCCGUCGCACGGACACUAAGGCUUCAGUGUUUACGCACUGUGGUGGAUGUGAUGACCCAAAGCAUGUGGAAUUUUCGCUACUCGAUUUGAAACCGGAAGCGCCAAA
Messenger RNA from Rhagoletis zephyria (snowberry fruit fly), 486 nucleotides. Its product is annotated as galactokinase-like. Gene Ontology annotation, cellular component: cytosol. The record is from RefSeq and is a predicted model, not a curated record. Gene Ontology annotation, molecular function: galactokinase activity. Gene Ontology annotation, biological process: galactose metabolic process. NCBI's taxonomy places the organism in Eukaryota, Metazoa, Arthropoda, Insecta, Diptera, Tephritidae.